Messenger RNA from Talaromyces rugulosus, 1437 nucleotides. RefSeq lists its product as uncharacterized. The transcript is spliced from 5 exons. The record is from RefSeq and is a predicted model, not a curated record. Gene Ontology annotation, molecular function: transmembrane transporter activity. Lineage: Eukaryota; Fungi; Ascomycota; Eurotiomycetes; Eurotiales; Trichocomaceae. The coding region runs from base 1 to 1437 and encodes 478 amino acids. Gene Ontology annotation, biological process: transmembrane transport.
AUGGCUGACUGGGAAGGGACAAUUGAAAACUUAGGCUCAGAGCUUGUCGACUUCAAUGGACCUGAUGACCCAGCCAUCGCCCGCAACUGGCCACCACGGCGUAAAUGGGCGAUCAUCGCUAUCUUGUCCACCAUGUCAUUUGUCACGCCUCUUGCAUCCUCCAUUUUUGCGCCUUCUGUGCCACAAUGUCUUGCAGAAUUUGGUUCGAACAGCACAAUCCUUGGAUCUCUCGUGGUUUCUAUUUACAUUCUCGGAUAUGCCGCAGGACCCUUGGCCAUUGCACCACUCUCUGAGCUUUACGGACGCUCACCAAUGUACCACGCAACCAACAUCGGCUUUAUAAUUUUCACAGUCGCAUGCGCAGUCAGUACGAACCUCACCAUGUUGAUCUGUUUUCGUUUUUUAGAAGGCGUGGCCGGAUCUGCCGUUCUUACUAUCGGGGGUGGCACGGUGGCAGACCUCUUUGUGCAGGAGGAACGUGGCAGAGCGCUCGCUUUCUGGACCCUUGGCCCGAUACUAGGACCUGUUAUUGGGCCAGUUGCCGGCUCAUUUCUCUCGGCAUCCAAGGGCUGGAGAUGGGUGUUCUGGCUCCUUGCUAUUGUGUCCGGAUCGAUCACUGCUUCCUUUCUCAUCCUGCUGCGCGAGACGUCAUCGACUGCAAUUUUGAGGAAGCAAGCCAAGAGAGCGCGAAAGACCACCGGUAAUCCCCAUUUUCGAUCUUGUCUUGACGGAGACCAGGCUACAAGACAAGCGUUCCAUAAAAGCAUUAUUCGACCGAUUAAGCUCCUUGUGGGAUCUCCCAUUGUAGCUUCAAUGUCAACGUUUGCUGCAAUUAUCUACGGUUACCUAUACCUGCUUUUUACCUCCUUCACACCCGUGUUUGAGCAGUCCUACGGGUUUUCCCCAGAUGUGGUAGGGCUUUGCUAUCUGGGCACCGGGUUUGGCAUGAUCGUGAGUCUCUUCGGAUUUGGCGUGAUCUCUGACCGGAUGAUCAAGAUGAAAUCUAUCAAGAAUAAAGGGGAGAUGAAGCCAGAGUACCGGUUGCCGCCGAUGAUCCUUGGGGGGAUAUUCGUCCCUAUAGGUCUACUACUUUACGGCUGGUCGGCCGAGAAGCAAGUGUUUUGGUUUGUCCCGAUCUUAGGAACUGCGUUCUUUGGUUUUGGUUUCAUGGCGUCUUUCAUGCCGAUACAAGCCUAUCUUGUGGACGUUUUCACCGUUCAUGCUGCCUCCGCUCUCGCUGCUGCCACAGUGUGGCGCUCCAUUGUUGGAGCAUUGCUACCACUUGCAGGCCUCCCGAUGUACAAUGCUCUGGGUCUUGGAUGGGGAAACACUUUACUUGGGUUGUUGGGUGUUGCAAUGAUACCGGUUCCCUUUUUGCUCAUAACAUACGGAGAGCAAUUGAGGAGCAACCCACGAUAUCGAGUUGAUUCAUGGUAA